Parascedosporium putredinis is the source of this 1896-nucleotide messenger RNA. The record is from the annotation of a GenBank genome assembly. NCBI's taxonomy places the organism in Eukaryota, Fungi, Ascomycota, Sordariomycetes, Microascales, Microascaceae.
AUGGCCGCCGUCCUCAAAGGCCCCAUCCGAUCCAUCCUCGUCGUCCCCGGCAAUGGCGGCACCGCCCUCUGCCCCAAGGUCACCAACGUGACCGACGUCGACCCGGACGACUUCGCCGCCCUCGUCGAGUUCGCCCGCGCCCGCGGCGUCAACCUCGUCGUCCCCGGGCCCGAGGCGCCCCUCGUCGCCGGCGUGUCGGAGCACUUCCGCGCCGCCAACAUCCGCUGCUUCGGCCCGCACAACAUCCCCACCGCCGCCUACGAAAACUUUUCCGACCCGGCCCAGGCCCUGGCCUACCUCGACACCAUCUCCCACGACGUCGUCAUCAAGGCCACCGGCAUCGCCGCCGGCAAGGGCGUCAUCAUCCCCACCACCAAGGAGGAGGCCCGCGCCGCCGUCCAAGAAAUCAUGGUCGACCGCGCGUUCGGCGCCGCCGGCGACGAGAUCGUCAUCGAAGAGUACCUCGACGGCCAGGAGCUCAGCAUCCUCACCUUUUCCGAUGGCACCAACUUCCAGUCCCUCCCCGCCGCCCAGGACCACAAGCGCAUCUUUGACGGCGACCAGGGCCCCAACACGGGCGGCAUGGGCUGCUACGCCCCCACCCCCAUCGCCACCCCGGCGCUCAUGGACAUCGUCAACCGCGACAUCCUCGAGCCCACGUUCCGAGGCAUGCGCCGCGAGGGCAAUCGCUUCGUCGGCGUCCUCUUCACCGGCCUCAUGAUCACCAAGGACGGGCCCAAGGUCCUCGAGUACAACGUGCGCUUCGGCGACCCGGAAACCCAGACCGUGCUUCCCCUCGUCUCCGCCGACACCGACCUGGCCGACGUCAUGCUGCACUGCGUCGACGGCUGCCUCGACGGCAUCGAUCUCAAGAUUGACGACCGCUUCAGCGCCACCGUCGGCGUCCAGCUCAUCCAGUUCGACGGCAUGUUCUUCCGCAAGGACAUUGCCCACCGCGCCCUGCGCCCCGCCGAAGCUCCCGCCGCCGCCGAUGCCCAACCCCAAGACACCGGCCUCACCUACGCCCAGGCCGGCGUCAGCAUCGAGGCCGGCAACGCCCUCGUCGAGCGCAUCCGCGCCGCCGUCUCCUCCACCAAACGCGCCGGCGCCGACGCCGAAAUCGGCGGCUUCGGCGGCGAGCUCGACCUCGCCCAGUGCGGGUUCCCCGGCGCCCCCGUCCUCGUCGGCGCCAUCGACGGCGUCGGCACCAAGCUCAUGGUCGCCCAGGCCAUCGACAAGCACGACACCGUCGGCAUCGACCUCGUCGCCAUGAACGUCAACGACCUCGUCGUCCAGGGCGCCCAGCCCCUCAUGUUCCUCGACUACUACGGCUGCAGCAAGCUCGACGUCGCCGCCGCCGCCUCCUUCGUCGAGGGCGUCGCCGACGGCUGCAUCCAGGCCGGCUGCGCCCUCGUCGGCGGCGAGACCGCCGAGAUGCCCGGCCUCUACCACGGCAAGGACUACGACGCCGCCGGCGCCGCCAUCGGCAUCGGCGACGUCCUCCUCGGCCUCGCCUCCACCGGCGUCCACUCCAACGGCUUCUCCCUCGUCCGCAAGAUCCUCUCCCGCGCCGACGUCGCCUUCUCCGCCCCCGCCCCCUGGAACCCCUCCCUAUCCGCCGGCGAAUCCCUCCUCACCCCCACCCGCAUCUACGGCCUCGCCCACAUCACCGGCGGCGGCCUCGUCGAAAACCCCCGCAUGCUGCCCCCACCUCGCCGCCGAGAUCGACCUCUCCUCCUGGCCCCUACCCCCGUCUUCGCCUGGCUCCAGGACGCCGGCGCCGCGUCCCAGGUCCUCGCCGACGCCGGCGAGUCCGUCUUCACCGUCGGCAGGUUGGUCAAGAGGGCCGAGGGCGCCGAGGGCGUUGUUCUUCUCAACUCUUUCAAGAGGGCGUAG